This is a messenger RNA of Oldenlandia corymbosa var. corymbosa, 2789 nucleotides long. The record is from the annotation of a GenBank genome assembly. Lineage: Eukaryota; Viridiplantae; Streptophyta; Magnoliopsida; Gentianales; Rubiaceae.
CAGAUAUGUUUACAACCAACUUUUCCCUCAUGAAGAUAAUAAAAGUUCACAAUUUGUUCAUUAAUAGAACUGAAAAAAACUCGUUAAAUAAAUAAAUUAUUAAUUUAUUGAAAAACUCCAUAAAGAAAUUAAAUUUUAGAGGCCCAACUAUAUUAAUUUAUAGAAGUUUAACUAUAUUUUGUGGGAUAAAAAAAUCAGCCUAUUAAACUGGGAGGAAAGAGUUUUUUUUUUUUUUUCAUUUAAUGAAUUUUCUUCAUAUCUCCCUCCUCACAUCAAAGUUUAAAGUUAAGUUUAAACUAGCAAAAUAAAUUCUAAAGACUCACCGACACACACUCACACAGUGGAAAUCGAAAAACAAUAACAACCAGCUGCAUUGAUCAGAUUACAGACCAGAAUCAGAAUUCUCCUCAAAUCUCAAUAAUCCUAUUACUACCACCUUCCCAGAAAUUCCUGAAUGCUUCAUAUUCUCUCCUCCUCAACUACCUCAUAAUUUAAUCGCAAAUCAUUUCCAGCAUUUUGUGAAUUUGUAGAGGUGGGAAUUCAAAAACAACUAUGUACGGGAGGGAUCCGUGGGGUGGGCCGUUGGAGAUCAAUGCCACCGAUUCAGCUACAGAUGAUGAUAGGAGCAGGAAUUUGGGUGAUUUUGAUCGAGCUGCUCUGUCUCGGCCACUAGACGAAACCCAGCAGAGUUGGCUGUUGGGCCCUGGGGAGGAGAAGAAGAAGAAGUAUGUGGAUCUGGGCUGCGUUAUUGUCAGCAGGAAGCUCUUUGUUUGGACUGUUGGAUCGAUUCUUGCUGCCGGUUUGCUAGCUGGGUUCAUCACUUUGAUUGUUAAAACUGUGCCUAGGCAUCACCACCAUGCUCCGCCGCCGGAUAAUUAUACUCAGGCUCUGCAUAAGGCUCUUAUGUUCUUCAAUGCCCAGCGUUCUGGAAAAUUGCCAAAGCAUAAUAAUGUAUCCUGGAGGGGGAAUUCGUGCAUGAAUGAUGGUAAAACUAAUGUUGCACCAGUUAUUAAAGAUCUGGUGGGUGGUUACUAUGAUGCUGGGGAUGCGAUCAAGUUCCAUUUCCCUGGAUCAUUCGCCAUGACCCUUUUAAGUUGGAGUGUGAUUGAAUAUAGUGCAAAGUAUGAAGCUGCAGGGGAGCUCGCACAUGUUAAAGAGAUCAUUAAGUGGGGCACAGAUUACUUCCUCAAGUGUUUCAAUUCUACUGCCGAUACAAUUGAUCAGCUUGCUGCGCAGGUCGGAGUUGGGGAUACAUCCAAAGGAUCAAAUGAGAAUGACCAUUACUGUUGGAUGCGCCCAGAGGACAUUAAUUACGAAAGGCCUGUGCAAAUGUGCCAUAGUUGCUCAGACCUUUCUGCUGAGAUGGCUGCUGCGUUGGCAUCAGCCUCCAUUGUUUUUAAGGAUGAUAAAGUAUACUCGCAAAAACUUGUCCAUGGUGCUAAAGCUCUUUACAAAUUUUCAAGAGAGCAGCGUGGCAGAUAUAGUGCUGGUAUGGAUGCUGAAAAGUUUUAUAAUUCUACCAUGUAUUGGGAUGAAUUCAUCUGGGGUGCGUCCUGGCUUUAUUAUGCCACUGGAAAUGCAACAUAUCUGACACUUGCUACUACACCUGGGCUUGCCAAACAUGCUGGCGCUUUCUGGGGAGGACCGAAUUAUGGUGUAUUUAACUGGGACAGCAAGCUUCCUGGGGCGCAGGUGCUUCUGAGCCGAAUGAGGUUAUUUUUGAGCCCUGGGUAUCCUUAUGAAGAAAUUCUGAGCACAUUCCACAAUCAAACCAGUAUAGUCAUGUGCUCAUACUUACCAUAUUUCACAUCUUUCAACAGGACAAGAGGAGGCCUGAUUCAAUUAAACCAUGGAGAUCCUCAGCCUCUGCAGCAUGCAGUUAAUGCUGCUUUCCUUGCCGCCUUGUUCAGUGACUAUCUUGAAGCUGCUGAUACCCCUGGGUGGUAUUGUGGCCCCAAUUUCUACUCCAUUGAUGUUUUGCGCAAAUUUGCUCAGACACAGAUCAACUAUGUACUUGGUAAAAACCCCAGGAAGAUGAGCUAUCUUGUGGGAUUUGGCAAUCAUUAUCCUAAGCAUGUCCACCACAGGGGGGCAUCAAUCCCCAAGAGUGCCAGGCCUAAUUGUAAUGGAGGAUACAAAUAUAGAGAUUCGUCAAAGCCUAAUCCUAAUAUACUCGUCGGUGCAAUGGUUGGAGGCCCAGACAAGUUUGAUGGCUUCCAUGAUGUUCGCACGAACUACAACUACACAGAGCCAACACUUGCCGGCAAUGCUGGUCUUGUUGCUGCCUUGAUUGCUCUCUCUGGGGAUGGAAGCGAGAAAAUCGACAAGAACACCAUGUUUUCUGCAGUCCCGCCCAUGUUCCCUACUCCUCCGCCACCACCAGCUGCUUGGAGGCCAUAAUCAUGAUCUUACUGAGAGACCAAACCAAAUAAACCAACAUUUGUUCUUUUAUACAUCUAUGAUCUGUAAAUGUUCCUUUGUGCAAUGGUACCUGACCAGGAAAAUUCGAAUACCGUGGAGAUUGAAGUGCAAGAUUACAAGGAAUGAGGAACUUUACAAGAACCUUGAAAAGGAAAGACUACUAAACUGGUUCCGAUAGGAACAAGAUUUGGCCAGAAUAUGAAACAGCAGACACGCAACGGUUUUGUUAUAUUUGGUAACGGUGAUAUAUACCGACAUUAUGUAAAUACGUACUAAGUCAAGAACAUACUCUUUGUAAAACUAAGAAUUCUGAAAGGGAAUCAUAACUUUCUGUUUUCCAUAUCUAUUUUCAAGCAAAAAAAUUGGCG